AUGGAUCCCACCAUCUCAGCCUGGGGGACUGAAAUCACAACAGUGAAUGGAAGUGACCACGGUCUAACUCCACGUUGUGAAACUAUGAGCCCUACUCUGAGUUUCCUUACCUUCAGCAUUGCCCUGCAUGGGCUGGCAGGAAAUGACGCAGUGCUGUGGCUUCUGGGCUUCCGGACGCACAGGAAUGCCUUCACUGUCUACGUCCUCAACCUGGCCGGGGCUGACUUCCUCUUCCUCUGCUUUCAUAUUGUGUUCUCCAUAGAGAGCAUCAUUAACUUCAUCAGCCCGACCUCAAUCCAAAUCUCUAGGUUUUUAACUGUUAUGUUCACCUUUGCCUACAUUGUAGGCCUGAGCAUGCUCAGUGCCAUUAGUGCUGAGGGCUGCCUCUGUGCCCUGUGGCCCAUCUGGUACCACUGCAGACACCCAAGACACACAUCAGCUGUCAUGUGUGUCCUGCUCUGGGCCUCGUCCCUGUUCUUGAGCCUCCUGGAAGGGGCAGGAUGUGGCUUUCUAGUUCAGGGUUUUGGCUCUGGUUGGUAUCAGACAUUUGAUGUCAUUAAUGUAUUAUGGGUGAUUAUUUUAUUUGUGGUUCUCUUUGGGUCCAGCCUGGCUCUGCUGGUCAGGAUCUUCUGUGGCUCAAGACAGACUUCUGUGACCAGGCUCUAUGUGACCAUUGCACUUACUGUGCUGGUCUUCCUUCUCUUUGGCUUGCCCUUUGGGAUCAACUGGUUCGUCUUAACAUGGAUUGAUAGUCUGUAUUAUAAUGCCCCUUUUCAUAAUGCCAUUUUUCAUCAUGUAAUUAUCUUCCUGUCCUGUGUUAACAGCUGUGUCAACCCCAUCUUUUACUUCUUUGUUGGCUCCAUUAGGCAUCGCAGGUUCCAGCGAGGGACUCUCAAGCUGCUUCUUCAGAGAGCCCUGCAGGACACUCCUGAGAAGGAAGAGUGUGGAAAGUGUACUUCAGGAAAGCCUAGAGAACUGGAAAUAGCUUCGUGUAGCAGUUGA
Molecule: messenger RNA, 1002 nt
Organism: Nannospalax galili (Upper Galilee mountains blind mole rat)
Lineage: Eukaryota; Metazoa; Chordata; Mammalia; Rodentia; Spalacidae
Product: mas-related G-protein coupled receptor member X2-like
Exons: 2
Coding region: 1-1002 (333 amino acids)
Biological process (GO): G protein-coupled receptor signaling pathway
Cellular component (GO): membrane
Molecular function (GO): G protein-coupled receptor activity
Source: RefSeq, a predicted model, not a curated record